Hibiscus syriacus is the source of this 1440-nucleotide messenger RNA. Its product is annotated as lipoyl synthase, mitochondrial-like. Lineage: Eukaryota; Viridiplantae; Streptophyta; Magnoliopsida; Malvales; Malvaceae. Gene Ontology annotation, cellular component: mitochondrion. The record is from RefSeq and is a predicted model, not a curated record. Gene Ontology annotation, biological process: lipoate biosynthetic process. The transcript is spliced from 4 exons. The coding region runs from base 127 to 1257 and encodes 376 amino acids. Gene Ontology annotation, molecular function: lipoate synthase activity; 4 iron, 4 sulfur cluster binding.
GGCGCAGGCUCAGCCACAGCCACCCACGCCCACCCUCCUCAUCUCUUUCAUGUUGUUUUUGUAUGUUUAAUCCACAGACAACAACAGAAAAAGAGAAGUUGUAAAUAAAACUAGAGCAGGAGCAAAAUGUUGCGAUCUCGCUCUACAUCGGUAGUUCGCACCCUAUCGUUCGCCACUAAGCUUAGACCCUUCUCAUCCACGGUCGAUUCAUCUACCACCAAACCCGAGUUUCCGCCCACCCUCGCAGGUCUCCGGGCCCGCCUCGCCGCUGAAUCUCCCACCCUCUCCGAUUUCGUCGGUCUCCAAAGCAAUAAUCUCUAUUCCGUUGAAGUUGGGACUAAGAAAAAACCGCUCCCUAAGCCCAAAUGGAUGAGGGAAUCCAUUCCCGGCGGCGAAAAAUACGUUCAGAUUAAAACCAAAUUAAGGGAAUUAAAGCUCCACACUGUCUGCGAAGAAGCUAGAUGUCCCAAUCUCGGCGAGUGCUGGUCGGGUGGCGAGACUGGGACCGCCACUGCCACCAUAAUGAUAUUGGGUGAUACUUGUACUCGUGGUUGCAGGUUUUGUAACGUAAAGACAUCGCGAACGCCGCCUCCGCCAGAUCCCGAUGAACCAAGGAAUGUUGCGGAGGCAAUUGCAUCGUGGGGUUUGGAUUACGUGGUGAUUACAAGCGUGGACCGGGAUGAUUUGGCUGAUCAAGGAAGUGGGCAUUUUGCGGAAACGGUUGAGAAGUUGAAAACUUUGAAGCCUAAAAUGCUUAUAGAAGCCUUAGUUCCUGAUUUCCGUGGAGAUUCCGGCUGUGUAGAGAAAGUUGCAAAAUCUGGGUUGGAUGUCUUUGCUCACAAUAUUGAGACUGUUGAAGAACUUCAAAGGAAUGUACGUGAUCACCGAGCUAAUUUUAAGCAAUCAUUGGAUGUUCUAACGAUGGCCAAAGAGUAUGCUCCUGCUGGAACACUUACCAAGACUUCAAUAAUGUUAGGAUGUGGAGAAACGCCUGAUCAAGUUCUGAAAACAAUGGAGAAAGUUUCAGCAGCAGGUGUUGAUGUGAUGACAUUUGGUCAGUAUAUGAGACCAUCAAAGCGCCACAUGCCCGUAUCAGAAUACAUUACACCUGAAGCCUUUGAGAAAUAUAGAGCCCUUGGCAUGGAAAUGGGUUUUCGAUAUGUGGCAUCCGGUCCCAUGGUCAGGUCAUCUUACAAGGCAGGAGAAUUCUACAUCAAAUCUAUGAUAGAAUCUGAUCGUGCUGCUGUUUCUUCAUAACUCCUUUUUCUCCUCGUACCUAUGUUAUUCCUUUUUUCUUCCGGAUCAUAAAUUGGUAGGGGGCUGGCAUUCAAUGGUUGGGUGCUCCAAUCGUUGCAGUAUGUGGUACCAUUCUGAUUGAACUUUGUAUUGUAAUUGUUCUUGUAAUUAUAUAUAAGCUACAAUAUGGUGCUUUAUGCAUUA